Stylonychia lemnae is the source of this 1902-nucleotide messenger RNA. Lineage: Eukaryota; Ciliophora; Spirotrichea; Sporadotrichida; Oxytrichidae. The record is from the annotation of a GenBank genome assembly.
AUGGAAGAUUCUGAUAAUCCUGACUCUCAAAAUAGCUAUAUUACAAUCGUAAUUAUCAUACUGGGGAUCAUUUACACUCUAUUAUUCUUUUUCGCGCUCUUCAGAUCUUGGAAAAUAAGAACUGAUUAAGUUUACAUUCGGGUGUUUUACUUUUUUGUCUGUAUCCAAAUUUGCCUCAACGCUAUGCUUUUCUGGGUUAUGUUAAUUGUAAAGUUCUAUGAUAAUACUGCCCUCAAUAAGUUUAUGGUUGGACUAUCCUCAUUGAUAAUCGUAGUAGUUGUAAUUCUGAACAUUGUAUAUGUGAUCCUCUCUUGCACUAUCAAGGAUACUUAUGAGUAAUUCUUCACUAUUUAUCAAAGCUCUUGGCUUGUUCUAAUUGUUUGGUUCAUAUUGUCUUCUACUGUAGUUUAUAUUAAGUAAUCAGGAACACCUUAUAAAUCAGAUUAGCAUAGACUUAACCUAAGAUAUAUUGCUCUUGUGUUUGGCUUUUGGACUUUGGCUUUCUUGAUUAAAGUUAUAUUUGCCAUGAUAGGAGAUAAGUCUAUUGAUGCUACCUCUGAUAUUACUAUGAUGCAGGCCAUAUUUCUCAUAGUAGUUAAUGUAGUUUGCGAUGUACUCCCUUAUUUUUCUGUCUUAGAAAUUAAAUUCUUGGAAUUAUUUAGAAGGGUAAGAUAAGUUAAAAAAGAAAAAUCACCAUUACUAGGAAAUAGAUCUCCUAUAACUAAUUAAGAUCGUCAAGCUGCGUUAAAUGCUAUUUUUGAAUAUAAAGAAUCAAAAGAAAGCAUUGGUGGGUUAAAUACUUCAGGUGAAAAGACAAAUUCUAUUAGAGAAUAGGGAUUUAUAAACAACUUAAAUGAAAGUUAUUAGCUCUAAAAAUCUCAAGCUCAAGAUUUCUGUCUUAUUAAUGAGAAGUUGCUGAAUUAGCAUAUUCAUAUUAGGCAAAUAUCAGUUCAAAAUAAUGAUAAGUCCCUUAUUUAGUAAAAACUUGAACUUAAGUCCAAGAAUUUUUAGACUCUAGAGCUGUUUAACAAAACUUGGUAUUCAUCUUAGAAGGAUAAAAAGAAUAAAUUGGGAGUUUUUUAUAAGGCAUCUCUCUAUUAAGAGAUUGUGCUCUGUAGACAAGUAAAUUUUGACAGAAUGACAAAUUACAUACUAGAAGACUACUUUAUAGAGUUAUGCAUUCUAGAUUAGAUUAAAAUUAGAUCAAGUUUAGUUCCUGUACUUGGAUACUAUAUCAAAGAUUAGAGCUUAAUGAUAUUUUAACCUGAGAUGCUUUCUUUAUUUGAACUGUUACACAGUAAGGAUAAAGAAGAUCUGAGAAGGCAACUAGAUGCCAAGGAAAAGUAUAACAUUAGUUUUGAGAUUUCUAAGAUCUUGUAUACUUUGCAUUAAUUUAACCCACCCUUUUGCCAUGGACAUAUAAGCUCUCACAACAUAUUUUUAGAGCUUAAAGCCAAUAAUUCUAUUAAAAAUUGUAGAGUCAAAUUAGGAGAUUUAGAGCUCAUGCCUCUGCUUAAGUAUGCGAAUACUUUCUAUAAGUAUUCCAAUUCCAGUGUUUGGUCAGCUCCUGAAUGUCUUUAGAAUCCCAAAAAGUAUGUAGAACCUACAAGACAUAUGGAUGUCUACUCGUUCGGUAUGUUAUUAUGGGAACUCUGGCAUGAAACUAUUCCAUUCGAUAAUGAUUUAAAGUUAUGUCAGCAAUAUGUAGUCUAAGAGGAUUCAAGACCUAUGAUUCAAAUGAUCGAUAAAUAUGAUAAGUAGCCACUAUAGACUGAUUAAAAGUAUUGUGAUGAAUAAAUUGCCAAGGUCAUCAGACUUUGCUGGCAAUCAAACCCUGAAAACAGACCAAAUAUCAACUUUCUUUGCGACCAGAUCUCAAGAUAUCAAUCUCCUUAAUCUUGA